UAAUAUUCUUUUAAUUACAAAUAUUAAUCGAUCAAACUGUAAAUUCUCAUCGAUCAAUGAUGUCUAAUAUUAUUACACAAAAUCUCUCCUAGAAUCUCAUAAAUCAUAUGAAUUUUUCGACGUAUAAUUCAAGUUUGCAAUGUAAUGCAAAACGACAUGUGUACGACCUACUCUGCCGAGGAAGAGCAUACCAGUCGGAGAGAAAAGAGUUUCCAAUUUUUAUAAAAAAAUUCGUCUGAAAUUUCGAUUUUAAAGAUUCGCGUUUUUUUCCAAAAAAUUUUUAUCUUUUUUUUUUCCUAGAAUCAAAAUUCAAAUUCGUAUUCCACACAUAUUAAUAUAAUCCCUGUAUAAUCCCAUUACGCUCUGUUCAAUUCCGUUCUUUAGUUAACAUUUCGAUUUAUUACUCGAAUUUGCAAUUGUAUUGCAACACGAAUGAGAUGACAAAAAAAAACUGUUGAAAUGGACUAUGUUACCCCGCAGUAAGAAAAUUUAUGAAUAUUCAAUACGAAAGUAAAGCGUGGAAACCGUGAUAGCCAUAAGCAUCGAUGAUCACGAAACGAUCUAGCCCCGGAUUAAACGGAUUUACGCGACUCUCUCUUUUCGAGGUAUCGAUGGCACUUCAAUCAAGCGACCUCUCCCCCCUCCUUGUUCAAACUUAAAACGGUUAUAUUGUAAAUGGAAUAAUUCAAGCUGGUCGUCAUUAACUCGGUUAUGCCGCUCGUUCACGCAGAGACCGUUAUACAAAUGCUUUGCCUGCCAGCCUUCUACAAAUUGCGUUUCGUUCAUCGAAUUUCACGAAGCGCGAAUUUCAAUAAUUAAUCUCGCGGAUACACGGAUUUUCGUUUCAAAUGCGCGCGCUGUGGUAAUAAUUUAAAUUGUUUCGCGGGGAAACGGAGGGGAGGGGAUUGCCAUUAUUCUCCAUCGAAACGUUGUGAUCCGCAGAAGUGAAUGGUAAAUUACCAAGGAGCAUUUAGACCGGUUAUCGUAUUACAAUUAAGCAUUUUAUUGUUGUUAUUGUUCCGGAGAGAGAGAGAGAGAGAGAGAGAGAGAGAUGCGGUUGGCGUCGUUGAUACCUCGCCUCGUGAUAUUAUUCGGUUAUUUCGUUGCCUUUUGUUUAUCAUUUUGUUUGCAGCUUAAUAAUCCUCGGUGUUAAUUAUCGUUGGAUGUUUAUUCGAUCAUUUACGACCUGCUUUUUUAUUAUAUUUUCGUUCGUAAAUUUUUAAUUCGUUGUUAAAGAAGAGAUUCGAAGCGAUGAUGAAGCGAUGUGAUUUGGAAAUUUUAUCUAGUUUUAGAUAGUUUUCGUCCAACGCAAUUUAAUAAACAAGCCUCAAUAUUUUUAUACAUCGAUUUUUAUAUAUAUAUAAUACUCUAAUGGACAUUAUAAAAAUUAAUAUUAAAUUAUCUAAUUAAAACAAGAAACAACGAUUAUCACAUGGAAAUUAAUAUUCAUCGAUACAUAGCAUUGGACGAGAUAGAAUAAUUAGAAUAAUACUGCAACAAGCGCGACUGGAGCGAAACAAGAAUAAUUAGAAUAAUACUGCAACAAGCGCGACUGGAGCGAAACACCUGAAGGGAUAUUUUGCUAUCUAUCGUCUGAAAAUAUCCUUCCUGAGGGAAAGUAUUAUUUCAAGGGUCUCUGGUUUCCCUCGAGAUACCGCAACGAGGGUGAAUAUCGUCGCGACAGUAAACACGAAAGGACGUGAAACGACAAACGUGGCCGAUAUUAAAAUCCAAAGAAAAAGAAACGCCAGUCGGCUGGGUCGAUAUCGAAUCAAAUCGAGACGAGAGAAUCUGCUUCCUCGUAACGCUUCCCUCAUUCUCGAGCAACACGUUUCCUUCUCACGGGUAAUAAUAUCUUUAUCUUCAGCAUCCGAGAUAAUCCUACAUCCAUAAUGAUUUUGACGCAUUAAUAUUUAAUAUUUUAACAAUCCACAGUGAGUUAUAAAUAUUGUCGAUUAUUUGAUUGAGAAAAUUUGGAAAUAUUAGAUCGAACAAUAAAUUCGUGAAAGAAUCAAAAUGAAUUAUAUUAGGAAAGAUAUUAUAAAAUUAGAAUUAUCGUAAAUUAUCUUACGUACGCUUAAAUACGAUACCAUAGUCGUUAAUGUCAACGAGCAAUUUCUAAUCUGAUCUGAAAUUCGAUAUUUACAAAUAUCGAUAUUAAGAAAAAAUAUGAAAGUGCAUUGAAGUCACGUAGCAAAAUUACGAAACACGUUUAAUCACGAUGUAAAAUAUUUCCUCGAUAAAUAAUCAAUUAAAUAACCAAUUUCUCCUUUGAAUACAAAAUCGAAGAAAUAAAACGUAUCUUCUUCCAUCAAACAUACGUAAACGUAAUACGUGUACACAAAAGUGAUCCAACAACGUACCUCUCUCUUUUUCUCUCUCUUUCUCUCUCUCUCUCUCUCUCCCUUUCUCCCCUCCUCGAAAUCCUCGAACGCGGAACGAUCGAGUUUUUCCAAGUUGGAGCGGUGAUUUAAAAAAUUUCGAAAGCCACUCCGCAAAGACAAACGAAGGAAAAAAGCGACGAGCGGAAUUCGGGUUAUCGGCGAUCGUUUCAAUUAUGGAAGACGUUUCCGGGGACAGUGUGCGGGCUACGAACGGCAUCGAUCGAUCGAGCCUGCAUCCGGUGAUCGAGGUCUAACAUGAGGCACGUGACUUGUGGAUGCGCGGCCGCCGGAAAUCAUCCAGGCACCGAAGAAAAAACCCGUUAUGCUGAACGUCGUGGCACCCGGCAAGCUCAUCCUAACCUUGCAAUCGAUACCACCGUUCGUCGUCGAGAGUAUUUUCGCUUUGACGCUUGUCAUCCUGUUGGCGGUACCCCUGAUCCUUCGUUUCCAACACACUUUAGUACGUGUCUCUUUGAUUAGGCUUAACGAGGAUUUAACGCGUGUUGGAUCUUUCGCGUCUCUCUGACAGGUUUUCUUGGCAAUUGGAUAUACUGUUCAGUCGGGGGAUGGAACGAAAUAUAAAUUCCUUUUUCCGUUGCUAUUCGUGAUUUUUUUUUAAUAAGCGAAUGCUCUUUGUUUCUUCGAGAUGGAGCAAAUUAAUUAUUGGAGAAAUUGUUAUUUAUCGUUGGUUUUGUGGUAAUUUAAUUAUUCCCCUUUUUAUUUACUUUAUUCUUUUCGUUUCGUUUUCUUCCCGAUGAAAUGAUCUUUAAUAGCCCACUCAUCAGAAAUUUAAUCGGAGGCUUUCGAUCGAUAUUACAAAAUUGCGCGUAUUGAACGUUGUAGUGAAUAGUGUUAAUAAUUAAAAUUAAUUAUAUCGAAAUCAGAUUGGAAUAUUAAUUUCUGGAUAAAGAGAAUUUUAAUAAUUACUAUUAAUCUAAUUGACUAUAUGUAAUUACAAAUCAAUUGAAUUUAAUCGUUAAUUCGUUACGCGUACACAUUAAUACGUGGAACAUUCAAAUAGAAUGAAAUAAAAUCAAAUAAGAGAUCGAUUUAUCAAAGACAUCACUAUCGAAUCUAACCUUAGCAGCAAUUUUAAAAUACCAAAAUAUCUCUUUCGUUUAAUCUCCCCCAUCCAGUGACGUACCAUAUCCAUUCCCCUUUACCAGAAUUCAUUACAGGACACGACCCAACAUCUAAUCCAAUAAAAAUUUCGCUUUUCUCGCAUCCUUCGAAUCUCCGUUUGCACACACCGUCGGAAUAUCGAAUGCUCUCCCCCACCACCAGGAUGAUUCGAUCAAAUUCACCAAGAAGACUUGGCCAACCCCUCUCCUCAACCAACGCAAAUUCGAGCAAAAUCGCGACCAUGUCGUGACCCAUUAUCCAGUCACCACGUUCGACUCCGAAUCCAGUUCAAGCACGGACCUUUGCUUGGAAUCGGCUCGUAAAACGAUCUCGACGCCGAUUUUGCAGGCGAGCGGUGACAACGUGAGAAACGAUUACAGAAAUGUGAGAACCCGAGCGUACGUGAAAAAUGCAAAAAAGAAAAGCGACUCGAUGGUGAAGAAAAACGACAUUAUCCUGAAACAAUCGUCCUCGUUCAUCGCCACCAACUCUGAAUUACCGAUCGUCGAUAUAUCGGCGUUCGAUUACGACGCGUACCGGUUCAAAUUGGUAGAGACGGCAUUGAGGAAUCAAUACAACAAUUAUCAACCACCUGGCGACGUUGUCAUGAACUCCAUCCAUUUGAACAACAACGAUUCCACGAUCGCUUUGAGACUGAACAAUCAGUAUCACCACAGCCUGUUCGACUUUGUGGAGGAGUAUUACGACGCGACCAAGGGUAUGAGCAAAAAGGAAACCGAGUAUUUGCAUCCAUUGGAUCAUUUUCUGAUAAAGGGGACGCAGAAGCCGGAAACGGUGGAGAAGGAAACGGAAACGAAGCGCGUGGAGAUGGCCGACGUUGGUGGACAGGAUGAAAGAUCGCCCAAGAUUUCGUUUUACGAUGAUACCGUUGUGGAUGGCUCGAUACAGAGGAGACAAGACCUGGUCGUUAAGGGAAGCUUGAAACCGUCGAAACCGAGGCCAUCGAGCGCAGGAGCGGACUCGACCACUUCGAGGCUAUCAACGUUGCCACGGUCCACGAUCAAGAAGAGCGCGACGAAAUUCUCCAGGACGAAUUCGAGCACCGAUUCGGGGAGCUCGAAGCGGGAAACGUUCUUCUUCAACUCGCACAGACGCGAGGACAAAAUUCUGUCGUUCAUCGACGGAGUCGAAAGGGAGUCGAUGAAUUGCUCGACUAUCAGCUCGAUCGACACCGAGAGUGUACGCAGCAUGUCGAGCAAGUAUCGAGACAUUCACUCUUCCCACUCCCGCGAUUCAUCGAUCGGCUCGAGGCCAUGCGUCGCGGAGAAGCCGCACUUUGUGCCCUGGCUGGCCGGAAAUCCGGAGAAAUCGUUCAACAAGAAGUACGUGAACCCUGAUAGGAUAUCGUUGAGGGCGUCGGAAACGUGCAAGAAAAAGAUGUCGAGGAAAUUGAGCAACUCGUUCAAACACCGGACUAGCAAACUGUCCAUUCAAAAUAACUCGGGAUGGGUGGAUCAGGCGGUGAAAAGUCUUCCCCAAUUGGACAAGAAUUCGGGGAAAGAUGGGUCGAGGUUGGUUGCCGCGAGUAAGGACGAAGAGGCGAGAUCGAACGUUCAAGUUGGCAAACUGGAGGUGAUCAAAAGCGAGACUGAAAAGUUGGCGAAGAUCGAUUUACCAUCCGUGGGUAAUUUGUCGGCGAGGAACGAUUCGCUGACCCGUUCGCGCCGUUCCUCGAUUAAGAAUCCGUCCGAGGGGAGCUCGCCAAGGGUACAGGCGCGGAAAACGAUCGAUUCGUUGAUGGAGAUGGCGGGAGAUUCCGGCGAGGAGACGAGAUUAGCAGCGCAGACCAGGUCGAAGAGGGCCACGAGCGAGGAUGAAAACGCGGAAGAGUACUCGAGGAGAUUGUCGGGGAAACAGGAGCAGCCGGCUGAGAAACUCGGCAAAGUUUCGAGCGACAGGAAACAAGGCUCGCGAAACGUCAGCCCUGUGCUACUGGCGAAACAACAGUCUGCGCCGAAACCGGAACUUUCCACGGAAUCGUUCCCCACGAAAGACGAGAUUCGAGAAAACCUUCGCCAAACGGGUUUCGACAGGUUGAAGAGUAACGAGAAACGGAAAGAGACGUCGGAGAUGAAUGUGAAAACGAGAGAUGGUAUUAAGAGGAUAUAUCAGGAUGGGCAACAGGCGAGGAUGGGUCAAAAUUCCCCUAGAUCGAACGCGUACGAGAGGAGGAACACGAGCGACUCGUUAACGAGAAGCAAGGAAGAGGAGAAGGCGAGCGAGGUUGGUCGUAGGAAAACUUCGAGCGGGAUCAAGAAUUUUGGUAAAAGCAACGCGAAUAAGAUGCCCUUCGAAAAGGCGAAAAGCUUGCAUCAAAGGGUGACGGGUUCGAAAUUGAACACCGAUAACGUGAGCAGCGCUCGAUCGAUGCAGAUCAGCAAGUCGAGCAAGCCGCUAAUGGGCGAGAUGAAGUGUUCGAGGGUUGGGAAGAUGGAGAGAGUCGGAUUCGAGUCGAAUCGGAUUCAAGAAUUGAAGGAAAACGGGCCAGACGACUUGAAAUUGCCGCGUCGUGACUCGAAGGCUGGCAUAGCUAUGCAGGCGGGAUUGAAGAAGUAUAUCAAGAAGUUGAAACGGGUGUUGUCCGAUCGCGACAACACGAAUAUCGGUGAGUUGGCCUCUUUGAGCCUUACCGACGCCAUCUUGCCCGAUCUUGAGUCGACGUUGUCGUCGGUCGAGGUCCAGGAGGUGCAGAAUCUGUUGAACAUGGCCGAGAAGAAGUCCGAGUUGUUGCAGAAGAAUAUUUCUGUAUUGUGAUAUGUUUUCCUUUCACCCUCUGUACAUAUAUAUAUUUUUCUUUCUCUCUUUCUUUUAAGCGAAAACAAUUUCUACCAUACCAAUGCCUCUCCCCCUCCUCCUAUACGAAUCGAUCCGCAAUCUUUUUUUAAACCAUUUUUUUGAUAUCCCUUCAACCUUCGUUUACGAUACGAUUCCACUUGUUUUCACUCGAAGAAAACGCUCUGUAUAUCCAUUUCAUUGAUAUAUAUAUUGCAACAAUUAUACAUCUCUCGAUUUGGGAACUUUUUGUGAAACAGACAAUUUUAUUUCCGUGAAAGAAUCUGUAAACUUUGAUAUAAUGUAAUUUGCUAUAAUAUAGUUUGAUGUAAUAAUAUAUAAUUUCAUUAUAUUU
Messenger RNA from Apis cerana (Asiatic honeybee), 6654 nucleotides. RefSeq lists its product as uncharacterized. The record is from RefSeq and is a predicted model, not a curated record. NCBI's taxonomy places the organism in Eukaryota, Metazoa, Arthropoda, Insecta, Hymenoptera, Apidae.